AUGGCUACGCAUGCGGAAAGGUUGGACUACCUUUUCAAUGCGCCGGAAGAGCAUCUGCGCGAUGCAGUGUAUGCUUUGUGCAAUAACGAUGAGGUGUCGUACUUUUACUUCUACUCAUACUUCCUCUCCACUCGCACCUCUACUUCUGGCCGCCCGCCUGCUCCGGCUCCGGUUCGCGCCGCCGCCCCUGCACCGAAGUCUAGGGUCAAACACGACUAUCUUGAGUGUGUACAGUGCGAGGCUAGCUUUUUUGUGUCAGAGCACCAAGCAAACGAGUGCCGAUAUCAUCCUGGCAAACUAGAAUGCGACUGGGAAGCGGGGGGAUGGGAGGACUGGGACUCAGAUGCGGGGGAUCCUCGUGAUGAUGAGAGGAAUAAGGAUCUGUACCUUGUUGGCUUCAAGUACACCUAUUGCGACAAAGAAGACGGCCGGUCAGGCUACAUGGAGGCUGCCGUUCUCAGAAAGAUGAAGCGGAAGAGGGCGCACUCAGAUUAUCAGGCACCUGAAUCCAACCGUUAUGUGAGAUAUAGGAGGUAG
Molecule: messenger RNA, 537 nt
Organism: Podospora pseudocomata
Lineage: Eukaryota; Fungi; Ascomycota; Sordariomycetes; Sordariales; Podosporaceae
Exons: 4
Coding region: 1-537 (178 amino acids)
Source: RefSeq, a predicted model, not a curated record